This is a messenger RNA of Paramuricea clavata, 7651 nucleotides long. The record is from the annotation of a GenBank genome assembly. NCBI's taxonomy places the organism in Eukaryota, Metazoa, Cnidaria, Anthozoa, Malacalcyonacea, Plexauridae.
AUGUCCCACGCCUCUUUUAUCUAUUUAGACGACGGUAUUUCCGGUCAUAAAUGUCGUAUUGAUGCUUCUGCGGCCAGUAUUAUUCAAAAGAAAGAUUUAUCGUGUUCUGGUCUUAAAACGAAUGAGGAAAAAUGUCAUUGGGAGCCCAUGCAAAUCGGAGAAUGGCUUGGUAUGAUUAUUAACACCAUCAAUUUUGAAUUCGAAAUUCCGCCUCGGAAAAUCGAGAAAGUUAAGAAAAACAUUCAGUACAUUUUGUCUUCCAAUCACGUUUCUUAUCGAGAACUGGCAAAAAUCGCCGGUUUCAUCAAUUCAUUGUAUUUAGCUGUCGGUCCACCUGUGAGGCUUUUUUCGCAGCAACUCUUUUUCAUAAUUUCUCAGAGAGAUUCAUGGGCAGGGCAUUUGGAUAGCGCGUCCCACCUCUUUUGAUGGAGGAAUUGAGAUUUUGGUUAGACAAUUUACGUUACCUAAACGGGUAUAACAUUCGGCCAAAAGUGUCUUUAGAACCUUUAGCAAUCCACACUGACGCUAGUAGCGUUGGUUAUGGUGGUUAUUUUGCCUCGUUGAGGGAUGUAAAUAUACACGGACAUUGGUCCACUGAGCAAAGUGGUAAGAGUUCCACGUUCCGGGAGUUGUUGGCUAUCCUACUAGUUUUGAAAACUUCUGUGCAACGUUUACAGCAUAAAAAGGUGAAAAUAUUUUCAGAUAGCCAGAGCGCCUGUCGCAUCGUUCAAGUCGGGAGUAGAAUUUUAGAACUCCAAAAUAUUGCAGUAGACAUUUUCAACAUUUGUUUCAUUAACGACAUUAUGAUUGAAACACAAUGGAUUCCUCGAGCAGAAAACAGGAUUGCUGAUGUGUUAAGCAAAACCAUUGAUUUAGAUGAUUGGAAGUUAAACCCAGAAUUAUUUGUUAUGCUUCAUAGAGCAUGGGGUCCUAUUACUAUUGAUAGGUUCGCCACUAGUUACAAUACACAAUUACCAAGAUUCAAUUUACGAUUUUGGUGUCCUGAAACAGAGGCUGUUGACGCAUUUACUCAAAAUUGGUCAAACGAAACGAACUGGGUCUGUUCGCCAGUGGCUUUAAUCAUCCCCGUCAUUAGACACAUGUCCGUUUGUAAGGCCAAAGGUACCCUUAUAGUUCCUCGUUGGCCGUCCGCUAUUUUUUGGCCAGCCAUUAAAACCAAACCUGGAAAGUUUGCUCCAUUUGUUAAGGACAGUUUAGUUUUACCAAAAAUAGCACAAAUGUGCAUUCCUGGUGAAGGGCAAUUGAUAGCCUAUCAAAAGAAACCGUCCGUUUUUACGGGAACACCAAGUUUUGACUUACUAGCUUUACAGGUAGAGUUUUAAAGCAUGAUGAUUAGGCUUGGUCUUUAGCACCGUGUCUUUUUGACAAAUUGUGGCGUUUCAAAGCAUUUUAUAUAUUUUUUAUCCUCAUGUCUUUUCGACUGAUUCGCUCCAUUUCUGGUGUGAUUGUUCUGUUUAAUAGCACUUUGCUAAUGUGUUGAUUUUCAAACACUUCAAGUUUGCAUUUUUUCAGGGGUUUUGGCCACCAAAUUUUGGUUACAAAGUCAUCUCACCGGUCAUUCGACCUGUUCAUGUAAAAAUUAAAUUUUACAUUUGCCUUUUAACGGCAAGAGACAUUUUCGUAAAAAAUUAAUUUUUAUUUAAUUAAUGCAGUCUUUUAGUGCUCUUUGAGAAAGUUGGGAACUCACAGCUUAAAGAGUGGUGGUGCAUCCGAUCCAGGUUGCCACGAUUUGUCCGAUAUGUCAAUGCAGAGUCAUGGAGGAUGGAAGUCGGUACAGUUGAAGAAUAAGUACAUUAAACCAUCGCCAAGCAUGCAAUUCGAGGUGUCUAAAAACUUGUCUAUUUAGGCGAAUGCGUAAAAUACGAACGUGAACAUUUAUACAUUGUAGUGAAGAACGGUUUUCCCAGGAGUGUGUUUUAGAUUAUCGUAUUAAUAAUCUGUAAAGGAAUUGAUAACACGAAUGUUAUUGAGUGACAAUAUUCAAGAGAACUUUUAAAUACUCCGCCCUGUUUUAUGCAGGUUGGGUUUUUCAUCUUCACACCAAGAUCUUAAAGGUUCAGAUCUUGGAAUAAGUAGAGUAUAUUUAUUCUUUACUAUGUAAGAGCAUUUAGCUCGAGCGUUUAAGCAGCAAUAAACACAAAGUGCUUCAAGCAACAUGUUGAUGUGUGUGUGUGUUUAUUCGAUAUAAUUAUAUUAGAUGUACCAAAUUGCACAGCCCUUUUUAAAUUUUUUAAUCAAAAGUGCCUGCAUACGAGACUGGUCCUGUGUCAAAAUUGUUGCGCUGGAAUAACCCAGUUGGCAGUUCCCUAUUUGAGUCUGGGACAAAUUGAUAUAAGUAAUUUCCUUGAAUUUAAUAGGGCACGAGAAAGCGCAAAGUUGACAAGUUGGUCUCGGCGGAAACCAUUCAUGGCGGAAAGCUUCGAGAAGCAGCAACCAUAAAAAAUGAUCAGCGAAUCCUUAUGCAUAUCUUAGACAGUGACUGUGUCGCUCUAGAGGUUAAGUAUCACAAACGCUGCUACGAGCGUUACACGUCAUCUUUAAGGCACGCCAGUCCUCAGGACGAGGAAAACAAGCACGAAGUAAACAACUACAAAUAUCGCAAGUCGUUUGAGUCGUUUUGCGUUUUCGUCCAGCACGAAUUGAUUGAAAACAAGAAUAUAUAUUACAUGACAAGGCUCAAAAAUGAAUUUGUGACGAAAGUGAAGGACAUAGAGAAUGAAGACGCAUCCAAUUUCAAAACAUGCUGUUUAAGAAAGAGGUUGGAAGAAAGAUUCCCCCAGCUUGUAUUCCAUAAACCAAACCGAGGAUUUGCACGAGAAAUUGUAUAUGCCGAAAAGUCAAAUUACAGUUAUGUUGCCGAGAGAGCGUUAGGUGCCGUGGAUGAAAGCGAUUUAGAAAUGACGGAUGAUGAGGAUAAAGAUUUUCAAGACGACUCAGUCCAGAGAAAGGAAAGCCGAAAGGUGGCGUUGAAAGAGCUGUAUUCGGUUGCAUUAGAAUUAAGAAAUAACAUUCGCGAUAAUAGUAGAUCAUGGUAUCAGCAGUGGCCACCAGUAGCGUCGGAUCUAAUUGGUGAAAAUGUGAAAAAAAUUGUUUCUCCUCUUCUUUUCAAUUUCAUUUCGUGGCUACUCGGGUAUUCAGAUGACCCACAGGAAUCAGGAUAUGUUGAUACGGACGAGGAACUUGCUGUUAAAGUAUUUUCUGUUUGUCAAGAUCUCGUUUACAACAGCAGCAAAGGUAGAACUCAGACACCAAAAUCUCUUGCAUUGGCAAUGGCUGUAAGGCAGCUGUCUGGAUGUUCCGAUGUAAUUCGCAUUUUGAAUGGUCUAGGGCAUUGUGUGUCUUUAUCUUCGACCAUGAGUUAUGACACUGCUAUCGCACAGUUAGUCAUUGAUACGUCUGACAUUAUACCACGUGAGUUCAUAGCUAAUGAAGCCAUCAAUUUAGUAUAUGACAAUAUCGACUUUGGGGAAGACAUCAAAAAACAAACGCAUGUUACGAACGGGAUUAUUACGCAGAAGAUUACAUCGGAGAAUCAAAAAAGAGAAGCACAGGAAUUAAGAAUAAGUAAGUCGCAGCGUUCUUUGAAAGUACCCGAGUCCGACGUGGUACAGUUUAGUAUUGGAGUUAAGAAAACACCCAAAUUUAACGACGAAGGAGGAGAUGUGGCUUCACGUGAACUGGCUUUGAAACUCGAUUUAGCAUAUAUGUUUUGGCUAAGUUGGUGCCCUUAGAUAAGGAUAUUCUUCCUGGAUGGACAGGUUUUAACACCAAGCUUUGUGAAAAUAGCAUUCCCGUUGUUUCACGAAUAGGUUACCUUCCUGUUAUCGACGCAUCUCCAACAGAGUACUCAACAAUAAAGACAAUCCUUGAAAGAAGCCAAGCCAUUGCCGACAAGUUGCAGCUACGUUAUGCUACAUUGGUGUUCGACAAAGCCGUUUAUGCUAAGGUGCAGCAUGUAAGAUGGAAGAGUGAGCUGUUUUAUAAUCGUUUCGUUGUGCGAUUGGGAGAAUUUCAUGCCAUCAUGUCGUUUCUGUCAGCGAUAUCAAAGAUUUUUGUAGAUGUAGGUUUGAAGGUAAGUCGUUGGCAUUCUGCAAACAAGAACAUACAGUACAAGUGGCAAAGCAUAUUCUGACUGCUGAAAAGCAGCGGGCGACUCUGAAAGGAUUUAAUCGAGUUAUUAAUUUGGGAAAAAUAUGUGUUAUGUUAUGUGCCACAACUGUCUAAUUUCAAAGCAUUAACUAAUAACAGCUACAUUUUUUUCAGGACGUAUUUGUCAAAUCAGGGAUAGUAAGCGAGGGGUCAAUCAAAGGGGUCUUGUCAGGCAAACACUACAACAGAUCCGUCUUUUGCCACAAAACUGUGUACAAAGCCUUAGAACGCCUUCGAUUUGAAACAUUCCUUGACACUUUGGAAGAAGAAUCUCGAGAACGCAUUCUUUCGCUCACUAUGGACUUGUGAGACUCGUUUAACGAAGGGAAAUUUCAUGAAUAUUUGGAAAGUCAACCGUUCAAUGAGCUGUUAUUGGAGUUCGUUGCUAAAUCCUCUGGAAAGUCAAAAACGUUCGCGUAUUGGAGUAUGUACAUGAAAAUGGCCGGUAAGAAGUGCUUUAAUUGUUAUUCUAUUAAACGUAGUGGGAACCAAUGUCAAUUCAAAAUCAUGAUUUAUUUGGUUUCACAAAAAGUUUAUAACUACAUAUGCAAAAAUAAAAUUGUUUCUUUUCUCAGGAAUACUUCUGACGUUCAUACGAGCAACAUGAGAAGUUGAUUGGGAAUUGCAUCUUUCCACAUUCAGACUGAUGAUUCCAUGGUUCUUUGCUUGUGAUAAAGUCCAUUACGCCAGAUACGGUUCUGCCUACUAGUUGGAAAUGACUUCACUAGAAGCAACCCAUCCAGGUUUGUUAUAGACAAAUUGUCAGCAUUUGAAAUGGGUAUCAUUACGUUGAAUAAUUACAUUAUUGCUAUAUAUAACCUUCAUUUUUCUCCUAAUUUAUAUAGGAAUCCUUCCCGAACUAUCAUCUAACUUUUCAGUCCAACGACAAAAUAAUCACGGUUUUUCCGCAGUGGCGUGAUCAAACCAUCGAGGAAACAGUUAACCGUGAUUCGAAGACGAAAGGUGGUUUGACUGGUAUUUCAAUGAACCGCCCGGCAGUUCACAGAUGGUUAUUGUCGCAAUCUGAAAGAGCUGCAAUCACAAAGCAAUGUAAAUCUAUGUCUGGAAUGAAUUCUAAAUCACGGUACGUAUUCAACUGCGUAAUUUAAGAAUAUUGCUGUUUUCUAACAUUAACGAAAAAUUCGUUGGCUCAGUGUGUGUACUCACUAAAUACUGUUUUUUAUUUGUCAUUACUUCUAGCGAAAGGAAAGAUCUUGAUGAGAGCAAGAGCCUACUUUAUGAAACGUCUGUUUGUGAUGUUUGAAAAGUCUGACAGAAUCCUACAAGCUGAAGAGCUUGGUGAGAAUCAGUUCUCCGAAUUAUGCCAAAAUAACUUAUUUACUGACAAUUCAGAUAUUUUCACGAAAAUCAAGAAAAAUAAGUUGCAAACUUUUCCUUCUAAAAAACUGACAGUGAAGGACAGCCAAGGCCGCCAAGUAUCAAUGAAGACAAGCAGAGAUCUCUUUGCUAGAUUGCUGAUUUUGUCAAAAACGCGCGAAAUCAACCUGGACGAAUUGCUCUCGUACAGCCUGAGUGAUUAUCCGCUUUCGUUGGCAACUGUUAAUGGAGGUCUAGUGAAGACAGCAAAAGCCAAAAUGUUCGAUAUUUUAGAAGGUAUGGCUCUUAAUCCAGUUAUAGAUGCGGAAGACAUAGGAGAACGUAAUGCACUUAUCAUCGACGCAAUGGCUGUUAUACAAAUGAUGAACGGCAAGUGGAAAACAUUUGCAGAAUUUGGAAAAAAUAAAGAAUCGUUGAUCGCAUUUCUGUGUGAUUAUUGGCGUACGUAUAAGUCCUCGCGUCUGUGCUACAUAGAAUGCCUGUACAUCACGUCAAAGUUUAAAUGCCACCUACUAACAACUGGAUCUUCCCCGAAUGAUUGUGUCCUACAUCAUGAAGUUCCUGAACUUCAAUGUGAUCACGAAGAAGCUGAUACACGUUUACUUCUUCAUUCAAAUCAUGCAGCCGAAACUCAUGAUACCAUCAUUGUUAAAACCCCCGACACGGACAUGUUUUUGCUUUGUAUUGCCAUGUGCAGGACGAUUGGCAAGAAAUUACUCGUGAUGGUAGGGACAGGUAACAGAUUUCGAAUUAUAGAUACUUCAGCCAUAUCUGACGUACUUGGACAGGAGCUAUGCUCUUGCUUGCUGGGAUUUCAUGCCUUUUCAGGUACACAGAUUUUUUGUAUAUUGCAUACGUUAGGUGUACGUGGUAAGGAAUUUACAAAAACUAAAAGAACGAUUUUUUAAUAUUUUGAUAGGUUGUGACUCCACAAGUGCCUUCCGCGGAAAAGGAAAAGCGAAGCCAUGGAAGAUACUUCAAGACAAUCCAGACUUUGUUCAAAGUUUCUGCGAUCUGGGAAAAUCGUCCACUCUAUCACAGGAUCUUGUCAUGUCGCUGAAUGUAUUUGUUUGUUUGCUGUACGGCGACAAAUCUUCAAAGACUGUAGAUGAGUGCCGAUACAGUCUUUUCAAAGCAGGGAAAUGUUCAGAUGAGACUCUUCCUCCGAACUGCAAUAGCCUGCUGAAACACAUUGAGAGCAAAUCUUCAAGCAGCUGCAUGGAGUCGUUGUUUAUACACGGUGGGCAUAAAAGACAGCGAAUUUGGCCAAGUACAUAUAACUUUCUCUCGUUAGUUUGGAAUAUCACGAAACUCUCUCACAGGAUAGAACUUAACAUUCCUAGAAAUCGUAUGUUUUUUGUUUUUCGAUUUUGUUACAUUUUGGCGGGAAAAUGACGUGCCAACUUUGGCGCCAAAAAAAUAAACACGAGCUAAGAACAUGCAUGAUAUGGUGAUUCAAAGUUCGAAAAAAAUCUAUUUUUAGUAACAAAAUGGCUGAUUUUUCAGUAAAAAUAGAACUUUGAAUCGCCAUAUCUUCGCACUGCCUUGUUGUAUUUUUAAAGUUUUUACAGUUUUGAGAUCCUUAUAGGACAAUCUUUUCGAAAAAGUUACUAGCAUGUUCUUAGCUCGUGUUUAAUUUUUUGGCGCCAAAGUUGGCACGUCAUUUUCCCGCCAAAAUGUAACAAAAUCGAAAAACAAAAAACAUACGAUUUCUAGGAGUGUUAAGUUCUAUCCUGUGAGGGAGUUUCGAGAUAUUCCAAACUAACGAGAGAAAGUUAUAUGUACUUGGCCAAAUUCGCUGUCUUUUAUGCCCACCGUGAUACAUGCAGUCACAACUUUUCCCCCAGUAGGUAAUGGUUGGAGAUUAUCAAAUGGCCAACUAGAGAUUGUCUGGAUGACUCGUCCCUCUGCACCUGAUUCACUUCGUGAGUAUGUAGAUUGCAAGUGCAAGACGGGUUGUGGGACACAGCGCUGUUCCUGCCUAAAAGCGGGCUUAAAAUGCACUGAAUGUUGUCGUUGCGCAAAUUGCCAAAACAAGCACGAUGAAACCACAAAUGCGAAGGAAAUCAGUGAUGGCGAAUUAUCUGAUGCAGAUUCUUCGGACAGUGUAUGCGAAAGCGACUAUGAAUUAUUUGAAGAAUAA